This is a messenger RNA of Clonostachys solani, 285 nucleotides long. The record is from the annotation of a GenBank genome assembly. Lineage: Eukaryota; Fungi; Ascomycota; Sordariomycetes; Hypocreales; Bionectriaceae.
AUGAUUGGGCUGGCUAGCUUGAUGAGAUUUAGAAAGCUGAGGCUGCUGUCCGAACAGACUCGGAUUAAUAUAAUACUGAAUAGAGCAAGCUCUAUCUGCGGAGACUCACUAACGCUAAGAGAUACUAAGAUGAAAAGUACGAGAAAUCGAUUUCGCGAUGAUCUGCAGAGCUGGUUGCUCUGGAUCAAGGGUGACCCGGGUAAAGGCAAGACUAUGCUCCUGUGCGGCAUCAUCGAUGAGCUAGAGAAGGGAACUAAUAGUCUCCUAUCCUAUUUCUUCUGCUAG